AAAAGUAUAGUGUUCUGUGGCUGUCAAAAACCGGCGUCGAUUUCGCCAUUUUCUAAAAAUUCGUAGCAUUUUUUGGGAAAUAAUCCGUAUUCAUCGCAUUUAAAUAGUUCAAAAACUAGGCUAUUUCAAAAGUUUUGUGUUGUACUACAUCCAAUAUGUCUAUAGGUGUGCCUAUUAAAGUACUUCACGAAGCGGAAGGCCAUGUAGUGACUUGUGAAACAAAUACCGGAGAAGUUUACCGAGGUAAACUAAUUGAAGCUGAAGAUAACAUGAAUUGCCAGAUGACGCAGGUGACGGUAACCUACAGAGACGGACGUGUCGCUCAGCUGGAGAACGUGUACAUCAGAGGCUCGAAAAUUAGGUUCCUUAUACUACCAGAUAUGUUGAAGAACGCGCCUAUGUUCAAAAGACAAGGCAAUAAGCCGACUGCGGGGCGCGGGAAAAGCGCCAUAUUACGAGCUCAAGCGGCGGGACGCGGUCGAGCCGGCGGGCGCGGCGGGGGGCACCGCGGCGGCUGGCAGGGUGGCUCCGGGCCUUCGCGACGCUAACUCGCCUCUAGCUUAAGCUAUUCACUAUUUUAAGCAUUGAUCUUGUGUGGCCAGGUAGAUGAAACCUUUUGCAUGGUCACCGGUGAGUAUGUACAACAUCAGGUACUGUGUCCAUAAUAGUAUCUGCGCUAAUUGUUAGAUGUGUUAUUAAACAGUGUAGAGAAUUGGAAGAUGAACUCUGUUUACCUACUCACGAGUGACUGCGGGCAUCAUCUGCUUGCGUCGAAAAUUAACUUUAAUUGUAAGUGUUUGUCUCGAAGCCGGCGUGGCUAAGUAUGGAUUGUGAUACUUUAUGUACAGUGGAAUGAGACUAAAUAAAGUGAAAGUUGCAGAUUAGGAGUUUCAGUAAAAAUCAUUCUUCU
Hyposmocoma kahamanoa is the source of this 910-nucleotide messenger RNA. It is a transcript of the gene SmD3, whose product is annotated as small nuclear ribonucleoprotein Sm D3. Lineage: Eukaryota; Metazoa; Arthropoda; Insecta; Lepidoptera; Cosmopterigidae. Gene Ontology annotation, cellular component: SMN-Sm protein complex; U5 snRNP; precatalytic spliceosome. Gene Ontology annotation, biological process: RNA processing; spliceosomal snRNP assembly. Gene Ontology annotation, molecular function: RNA binding. The coding region runs from base 156 to 548 and encodes 130 amino acids. The transcript has 2 exons. The record is from RefSeq and is a predicted model, not a curated record.